AUGCUUCGCAGAUUCUUCAGCUUUCGCAGACCAAAACUGGAUGAGAAGGAAACAGUUGAUGAGCUUGAGAAAGAAAACAUUGCUCCGAACUCUCAGGUACAAAUAAAUUUAAAGGGACAGGUUCAUGAUUCAGCGCAUGCUCAUUAAUUAAAUUACUUUUUUCCAAUUUAUUAGUUAUUCUAUCGAUUAAAAAUCCAACUCACAUGUAUCUCAGUGAUCUCAAAGUGUAUUUCAAAGUAGAAGUGCAUUUCAGAGUAACCUGAAGUAGAAUGGAGGGGCACUAAAAUCGCAGAAAAAAAUUAGUGGAUUAUGCCAACACUACCAACGUUGAAUUUAUUGUUAACCCGAAGGUUUUAUUUCUUUUAAGCUAUUUGCACCUAAGCUGAUCAAGUGACUGCCUGGGGAGUUUGCAGAUUGGUUCUUUGACAACAUUAUGACAUGAUCAUAUUGCCUACAUAGACGGUACAGCAUGUCCUGGCAGAAAAACAGCAUUUUGAUUAAUGAGCAUGCGCUGAACCGUGAACCUGUCCCUUUAAAACAUCGUUGGUAGCAGAACAGAGGUAUAUCCCGAAUGAACAGGGAUAUCCGUCAAAAAAUUAUAAUUAUUAAUUAUUAGAGACCAAUAUGGUGUGGAUCAGGCUUUAUUUGGCCCUUGCCUAGUCCCUAGGCCUCAUUAUUCCGCGCGGCCAUUGCGUUUCGAGUUACGUGGUCCGAGUGACUUCGUCUCGGAUGGUCUCGUAUUCGUCACGGAAAUGCAUUGACUGACAAGAACACACUGAAUAUUGACUGAGAAGGCCUGGAGACACGCCCUACAUGGAGUGGGUAAAUUUGACCCCUAGAUGGGUAAAAAUAUUGGCUUUCCGUCCUGAAAACCAUAAUUGAGACCGUUUAUAUUUUUAAGUGAGAGGACGAGCAUUUCUCCAUCUUUCAUGUCUGUCCCACCCCUCUCCCUCCCCGGAGUUGCAGAUACUUCCACAUGUCAGAUUUUCGCUUUUAUAGAUGUCCUUUUUAUGAUUGCAGACAAACCCGCUGGCGAUCUCCAAGACAACCGUGGGGGAAGGCAAAACAAAUUCAACUGGCACAGCUGAAUUGGACACAACAACAAACACAGAAUCCAAGGACGGUAAAGAGAAUCAGAAUCCUCUCGACAAACCCGACAACAAAACUGUUGAGGAUGAACUCUCGCAGAAAGAAAAAGGAAUUUCUAAUUCAGAGCUACAAAAGAGAACUUCUACACUUUCGGAUACUGAA
Molecule: messenger RNA, 1251 nt
Organism: Porites evermanni
Lineage: Eukaryota; Metazoa; Cnidaria; Anthozoa; Scleractinia; Poritidae
Source: the annotation of a GenBank genome assembly